CCUAAUGGACAUAGGGCCGAAAUUCGAGCUCACUAGGAAAAGCUUCCGGCCGUUAUGAACAAAGAUUAUAUAAUAGAUGAAUGAAUUAUAGGCAUACAACCGGCCCGAUGGCGAUCGCUCCUAGCAAUCGUCCAUCGAAGAUAUAUAAAUGGAGUUCUCUGGAAGCGUAUUUGUUCAAUGAAUCAAAUCUGGCUUUUCAAUUGCCACUGAGUAACUACCAACAUCGACAAUGUCCGCCUAUCAGAUCCAACGCCUCAGUCUCUACCAGCAGGAAGCAAACGGUCCGAAGUCACUUCGCAAUGUUGCUGCACCAGAUGUGCCCUUCUUCACGCCAGCGCAGGAUCCGGCUCCUGGUACGGCGAUACGUCAACAACCUGGCGGAAAACCUAUCCCGAAGCUCUUCACUCCGCUCCAAAUUCGUGAUGUCAAGAUGCCAAACCGUAUUUGCGUCAGCCCGAUGUGUCAGUACAGCUGCCAUGACGGAUUUCACACGCCGUGGCAUAUCGCACACUACGGAGGAAUCGCACAGCGAGGACCUGGCCUCCUUAUGGUUGAAGCUACAGCCGUUCAGGCCAAUGGCCGUAUUACGCCUGAAGAUUCCGGAAUUUGGCUUGAUGCACAUAUGGAAACCCUUAAAAAACAUGUGGAUUUCGCCCAUAGCCAAAACUCUUUGAUUGGCAUUCAAUUAUCACACGCUGGUCGGAAGGCUUCGACUGUCGCCCCUUGGCUACAGUCAACCGGUGUCGCCACAAAGGAGGUGUAUGGGUGGCCAGACAAUGUUUUCGGGCCAACCGAUGUGCCGUUUAGCGAAGACACUCCUAAACCCAGAGCUAUGACACUCGCUGAUAUCCAAGAGCUUCGAAAAGAUUUCGUGUCCGGUGCGCAGCGCGCGAUACGUGCUGGUUUUGAUGUUAUCGAGUUACACUUCGCGCAUGGAUACCUGGUAUCAACAUUUCUUACUCCUGCUGUCAACCAGCGCAGUGAUAAGUACGGUGGGAGCUUUGAGAACCGUACGAGGCUGGCUCUUGAAAUUGUUGAAGACCUAAGGGCCAUCAUGCCCAGCGGCAUGCCUUUGUUUGUCCGUAUUAGCGCUACCGACUGGCUGGCAGCUAACCCGGAAUAUCAAGGACCCAGCUGGAGUGUUGAAGACAGCGCCAAGCUGGCACUGCUGCUGGCUGAACGGGGGGUGGACGUCCUAGAUGUGUCGAGUGGUGGUACCCAUGUUUUACAAAAGCCUAUCAGUGGCCCGGGUUACCAAGCUGGAUUUGCGAAGCAGAUCAAGGAAACCGUUGGUAACAAACUACUGGUCAGCUCCGUCGGCAACAUCAAGACAGGGGAGCUGGCUGAGCAAUUGAUACUUGGUGGCAAGGAUGCUAAUGACACGCCCUUGGAUCUUAUUGCUGCGGCCCGCCCAUUUCAGAAGAACCCUGGACUGGUUCUGGCUUGGGCAGAUGAUCUUGACGUCGCUAUUUCUGUAGCACAUCAAAUCGGCUGGGGGUUCCGUGGAAGAUCGAAAAAGACGAGUCAGAAUGUUGUGUAAAAUACUUGAAAAGUUGUGAACUAGAAGGAUGUUUAGAUUAGAGGAUAUCAUAGGGAACUUAGUUAACACGGCAUAACAUGUUAU
This is a messenger RNA of Truncatella angustata, 1624 nucleotides long. RefSeq lists its product as uncharacterized. Gene Ontology annotation, cellular component: intracellular anatomical structure. The record is from RefSeq and is a predicted model, not a curated record. Gene Ontology annotation, molecular function: FMN binding; NADP binding; NADPH dehydrogenase activity. The transcript has 2 exons. Bases 230 to 1540 code for a protein of 436 amino acids. Lineage: Eukaryota; Fungi; Ascomycota; Sordariomycetes; Amphisphaeriales; Sporocadaceae.